GCGAUCGAUCCACCCCCAUCCACGGCUUCUUCCUCCCUCGGGCGUUCCAUCCCGUUCCCGAAUCUCACUUCGCACUUUUUGAAAAGAAAACACCCCCCAUCUCCGCCUCUCCUCCAGCUGCAACACGCCCGCCGCCGCGCGUAGGUUGAUCCAUCGGCUCCAUUCCGCCCGCGGCGCUGCUGCGAGCUAGCGGCAGCAGGAUGGUGGUCGGUUUCCGCCGCACGAUCUCGUUCCCCGCGCCCAAGUCCGCGCCGGCGGCGGCCUCGGGGUCCAGCGGGAAGUCCGCGGCCGGCGCCGGCUACCGCGUCCGCUCGGCGAGCCUGCCCUGCCGCUUCCACCCUCUGGUGCUCCAGCUCGACGAGGACGUCGCCACCCUGCGCGAUCUGGCGGGGGGUCUAGGUCUGGCGUCGGCGCGCUCCAUCGCGGAGGCCGCGCAGCAGCUGGGCCGGGUGCUGGUGUCGCUCUCCGAGCUGCUCCACCACCCGCAGGCCCAGGAGCCGCUGCGGCGGCUCGGCCGCUCGCCCUUCGCGGAGCGGCUGCUCGACGACUUCCUCCGCCUGGCCGACGCGCACGGCAGCUUCCGCGACGUGCUCGUCGCGCUCACCGCGCUCCAGGCCGAGGCGCGCGCGGCGCUGCGGCGCGAGGACCCGGCGCGCCUCGCGUCCGCCGCGCGCGGGCUUCGCCGCUCCGGCCGCGACCUCCCGCGGAUCGCCUCCUCCGCCCGCGCCGUGGCCGGCAAGGCGCCGCCUCCCGCGCCCGCCGGCCUCCCGUCGGACGCGGCCGCUCUCGCCGCCGCCAUCGUGGACGCGGCCGCCGCCGUCGCGUCUGCGUCGGCCGCGGUCUUCUCCGGCGUGUCCUCGCUGUCCAUCGCCGCCGCCACGGCCCGCGUCGACGUCGUCAGCGCGCCGUGCUGGAUGCCCUCUCCCGCAAGGUUCGCCUCCUCGUCAGCCACGCCAAGAAGCAGCCACCACGUCGUCACCACCAAGCCCUCGUCCAUGCGCAUAUGGUGGGUCGCCGACCUGAUGCGCUGGAUGUCGCGUGCGAAGCGCCGGUCGGCGAACAAGCAGCACGCCGACGACGACGGCUCGUCCGCCAAGCAGCCCCAGCCCGACGCGGCCGUGGUCGAGUUAGACCCUGAGGAGGAGGACCGGAAGGCGGCAUUUGAGCGCAUGGACAACCUCGGACGGUGCAUCGCGGACGUGGAGAACAGCGGCGAGAGCGUCUUCCGGGCCCUCGUCAACACCAGAGUCUCCCUGCUCAACAUUCUCAGCCCAGGCUUCUGAAGAAGAAGAAGAACCCCCAGCCGCUGGAGCCAUCAAGAUUUCUUCUUAUGUGACAUUUGUACAUAGAAAUGGGGAGUUUUGAGAUGACAAUGGUGCCUCCUCUGCCUGUGUUUAGGUUAGCACUGUUAUUACUGGUAGACCAAGAAUUGCAGCCCAAGUGAAAGAGAUCUCCGUUUUGUGUUGCAAA
Hordeum vulgare subsp. vulgare (domesticated barley) is the source of this 1470-nucleotide messenger RNA. RefSeq lists its product as uncharacterized. The transcript has a single exon. NCBI's taxonomy places the organism in Eukaryota, Viridiplantae, Streptophyta, Magnoliopsida, Poales, Poaceae. The record is from RefSeq and is a predicted model, not a curated record. Bases 201 to 1283 code for a protein of 360 amino acids. Gene Ontology annotation, biological process: root development; shoot system development.